Messenger RNA from Trichoderma harzianum CBS 226.95, 1710 nucleotides. RefSeq lists its product as hypothetical. The record is from RefSeq and is a predicted model, not a curated record. The coding region runs from base 1 to 1710 and encodes 569 amino acids. The transcript has 3 exons. NCBI's taxonomy places the organism in Eukaryota, Fungi, Ascomycota, Sordariomycetes, Hypocreales, Hypocreaceae.
AUGGCAGAAGCAGUUGGCCUGGCACUCAGCGUCCUCCCCAUUGUCAUCUGGGCGCUGGAGAAGUACUCGGAGCCUUUGGAAGCAUACACUGGCUAUCACAAUGCGAUCAGCACGCUUCAAGCCAACCUGCAGAUCCAGCGGAUGCAUCUCGAGGCGACCUUUCAGAGCAUAGGCUUGCGACACCCAACGCCGCGCGAGCUGCAUGAGUGCCUACGACAAAAGUUUCCACAGAACCACCGUGAGAUUCUCUUUAUUAUUCGGCAGAUGGACGAUAUGAUGAUGAAAUUGAUGGAGAAUCUGCAAGUAGAUAUGAGCCGCAAACCCUUAUGGACACACGAAUCUUCCGAAAGGGCAUCAUGGGAAUGGCGCCGCGUCAAACGAAGCUUCCGCGCAAAGAAAUGCGACAAGAUCAUCCACGAUCUGCGUAACUGGAACGACGACCUCCGGCAUCUCAUAGAAAGCGCAGCAACUCUCCCGCAUGACGAAGGCUAUGCCAUGAGGAGAGUAAGGCGGCUGUACAGCAGAAGCAACUGCGAAUCAGUCCGAAACACCCUUCGAGCUCUCCAUCGGGCGCUUCAGGCAGGAUUGGAUAGUGAUGGGGCGAAGAGCCAUCAAGUGUGUAUCGAGCUGAACAGUCUUCAUGCGGGAGGUAUUCCUCUUUUGACGUUUCGGAUUGGUAUUUUGCAUGAGAUGGAUGAGGCUCGGAGUGCUCCAUGGAGGGUAUUCUAUGCUGCUGGAGAAGCAACCAAAAGGACCACGGGCUUAGAUUCACCACCAAUGUCGCCACAUUCCUUACGAUCUAGGCCGUCGACUCUUCGAUCAAGACGGUCAUCUUCAUUACGCGAGAUGGCGCAUAGCAUAUGGAGCAAAUCGCGAGAUUCAUUCAAACAGCUCCCCACCCCAAGAGCCAGCGUAGAAGACACAUCAAUCAUCCCAAACAUCUCAGAAAUCAUCACCCCCACCCCUCCCCCAAUCACCAACCUCUGCAAAGACUUCGACUCAUCCCCCCACGAAGACGUCUUCGGCUCUCUCAAAGACCCAACCCCCUCAUCAUCCCACGAACAAACAAUCUUCUCCCUAAGCCACGUAUCCCGCAACCACGACAAGAUCCUACGAGACAUCUCCCUCGAGAAAAUCACCGCCACGGAAUCCCAGCGCGUAGCUCCCGCCAUCCAACCCCUCUCCGCAAAACGAAGAUACGGCAUCGCCGCCUCUUUAGCCUGGGCGGUAUUAUACCUCUCCGGAAGUCCUUGGCUCUCCCACGGCCUAGACAGACGUAAAGUCAAACUAUUCCUCCAACGAAAACAAGCAAACGGCUACAUAAGCCUUUCCGAAAAAGUCUACCUCUCAUGCAUAAUCUCCAAGACAUCAUUCUCAUCACCAGCAUCAUCAUCCACCUCACUCGGCCAAACAACUCCAAAGAGCCUCAUCUUCGAGCUCGGCAUCCUCCUCAUCGAACUCGCAGUCAACCGAUCCUUCAGUCAAGAGUCUCUCUCUGCUAUACUUCAACACGAUUACCGUCCGCUGAAGCACUACCUUGAUCGAGUAGAGCUAGAAGCUGGGAUAUACUACUUUAACGCCGCUCAGCGAUGCGUAUACAGCGUCUUUCUUGCUGAUCAAGAGCAGAUGGACUUUGAUCUGGAUAAGUUCCAGCAUGAAUUUUACAGUACGGUUGUGGCGCCUCUACAAGCGACGUAUGAGGCUCGAUAG